Lotus japonicus is the source of this 1505-nucleotide messenger RNA. Its product is annotated as xyloglucan endotransglucosylase/hydrolase protein 22-like. The transcript has 3 exons. Gene Ontology annotation, biological process: xyloglucan metabolic process; cell wall biogenesis. Gene Ontology annotation, cellular component: apoplast; cell wall. The coding region runs from base 123 to 1016 and encodes 297 amino acids. The record is from RefSeq and is a predicted model, not a curated record. Gene Ontology annotation, molecular function: xyloglucan:xyloglucosyl transferase activity; hydrolase activity, hydrolyzing O-glycosyl compounds. NCBI's taxonomy places the organism in Eukaryota, Viridiplantae, Streptophyta, Magnoliopsida, Fabales, Fabaceae.
GAGACCACUAUAAAUUGGAACACAAGCAAUUUGCUUUCCCAUCACUUUUUGAACAAAAUAACAAUUUUGUCUUGCACACACAAAACCUCUUCACUAGACACUGUUACAUAACACUUUGUCCAAUGGCAUAUUUAUUUUGUGCACCUUGUGGCAAUGCACUGUUUCCAUUUGUUUUGGUGUUUCUGUUUCUAAUCUCCACGCCUUCCAUGGUAGCCAUUGCUGGCAACCUCUACCAAGAUGUGGAUGUCACUUGGGGAGAUGGCAGAGGCAAGAUUCUGAGCAAUGGUCAGCUUCUUACUCUGUCUCUUGACAGUGCCUCUGGCUCUGGCUUUCAGUCAAAGAAUCAGUAUCUCUAUGGCAAAAUUGACAUGCAAAUCAAACUUGUCCCUGGAAAUUCUGCUGGCACAGUCACUGCUUAUUACUUACGUUCAGAAGGGUCAUCCUGGGAUGAGAUAGAUUUUGAGUUCCUGGGGAAUCUGAGUGGUGAUCCUUACAUAGUUCAUACCAAUGUGUACACUCAAGGCAAGGGUGACAGAGAGCAGCAAUUUUACCUCUGGUUUGAUCCAACUGCACAUUUUCACACAUAUUCCUUUCUCUGGAAUCCUGCACAUGUUGUGUUUUAUGUUGAUGGAAGACCAAUUAGGGAGUACAGGAACUUGGAGAGUUUUGGUAUUCCUUACCCAAAGAACCAGCCAAUGAGAUUGUAUUCCAGUCUAUGGAACGCUGAUGAUUGGGCAACAAGAGGAGGAGCAGUGAAGACAGAUUGGAGUCAAGCUCCAUUCACUGCUUCAUUCCAGAACUUCAGAGCAAAUGGUUGUGUUUGGUCCAAUGGGGUUUCUUCAUGCAAGUCUAAUAGCACUUCUCAUAAUGCUUGGUUAUCACAACAGCUUGAUUCACAUAACCAGAAGAGAUUGAAAUGGGUGCAGAUGAAUUAUAUGAUUUACAAUUACUGCACUGAUGUUAAGAGAUUCCCUCAGGGUUUCCCUAUGGAAUGCACAGUCCGCACCAAGUCAUAAAUAUUAAGAACUUAGUUCAUAGUAUAUAGUAUGCCCCAUCUUAUAAUCAUUUGUCAUUCUUUCUGCAAUUUAAUUUGAAGAGGUCACUGUUAUGUAAAAAUGAUGUUAAUUAAUUAAAAAAAAGAAUAAAGUGGGAUACUCUUUUGCUAUAAAGCUAGUGAAUCAUGCUGUUGUUCAUGUCAUUCUAGGCAUGGAUUGUAAAUACUUUGGACAAGUUUCACAGACAGUGACAAAGAUAAACUCACUACUUAAUUUCUACAUUGCAACUUCCAAGGAAAGCUGACAAAACAAACCACUGCUCUCCUUUUUUGCUGAAUUGGUUUGUAUGUGCAUACUAAGAAAGUAAUAAACACCAAAGAUAUGCACUAGCCCCAAAAGGCAAAGCCAUUAGCCCAUCAGCCCAUGUUACUCUGCUGAAAUAUGAGUAGUGCACAACUGAUUAUUUGAGUUGGAAAUUGUAAGUCCGGUUUAUUUUAUGGUCAUAGGAUG